Columba livia (rock pigeon) is the source of this 2315-nucleotide messenger RNA. RefSeq names its product UDP-N-acetylglucosamine pyrophosphorylase 1 like 1 (gene UAP1L1). Lineage: Eukaryota; Metazoa; Chordata; Aves; Columbiformes; Columbidae. Gene Ontology annotation, molecular function: UDP-N-acetylglucosamine diphosphorylase activity. Bases 53 to 1558 code for a protein of 501 amino acids. The transcript has 9 exons. Gene Ontology annotation, biological process: UDP-N-acetylglucosamine biosynthetic process. The record is from RefSeq and is a predicted model, not a curated record.
GUCCCGCUCCGGGCAGAGGUGGCCGCGGUGCGGGCCCGGCGGCCGCGGGGCGAUGGGGCCGCCCGAGGAGGCGCGGGCGCGGCUGGCGCGGUGCGGGCAGAGCCACCUGCUGCGCUUCUGGGCCGAGCUGGGCCCGGCUCAGCGCGGGGCGCUGCUGGCGGCGCUGCCGCCGGGCCUGGGCGAGCACUGCCGGCUGGCGGCGGCGGCCGGGGCCCGGCAGCGGGGGCCGCCGGAGCGCCUGGACGGCCGGAUGGAGCCGCUCCCCGCCUGGCUGCUGGGCAGCGCCCGCCGCAGCGGCCCCGCCGCGCUGGAGCGCUGGGAGGCGGAAGGCUUGCAUCAGAUCUCGCAGAACAAGGUGGCAGUGCUGCUCCUGGCUGGAGGACAAGGAACCCGCCUGGGCGUGAGUUAUCCCAAGGGCAUGUACAACGUGGGGCUGCCCAGCGGCAAGACCUUGUAUCAGAUCCAGGCAGAAAGAAUCCGCAAAGUGGAGCAGCUGGCUGGCCAGAGACACCACUGCAAGUGUGCCGUCCCCUGGUACAUCAUGACAAGUGAGUUCACUCUGGGGCCAACGGAGGAGUUCUUUGUAGAACACAACUACUUCAACCUGGAUCGAUCCAACGUGGUCAUGUUUGAACAGAGGAUGCUGCCCGCUGUCACCUUUGAUGGGAAGGCCAUCUUGGAGGAGAAGGGGAAAAUUGCUAUGGCUCCAGAUGGCAAUGGUGGCUUAUACCGUGCUUUGGUGGAUAAUAAGAUCUUGGAUGACAUGAAGCGGCGUGGAAUCCAGUACGUCCAUGUAUACUGUGUGGAUAAUAUCCUCGUGAAAAUGGCAGAUCCGGUCUUCAUAGGCUUCUGUGUGUCCAAAGGGGCAGAUUGCGGUGCCAAGGUGGUGGAGAAGGCGUACCCCACCGAGCCCGUGGGGGUGGUGUGCUGUGUGGACGGGCUCUACCAGGUGGUGGAAUACAGCGAGAUCAGCCUGGAGACUGCACAGCAGCGCGGCUCCGAUGGGGGACUGGUGUACAGCGCUGGCAAUAUCUGCAAUCACUUCUUCACGGUUGAGUUCCUGGAGAUGGUGGCCCAGAAAUAUGAGCCGCAGCUGAGGCAUCAUGUAGCCAUAAAGAAGGUGCCUUACAUUGACGAGGAGGGAAAUCUGGUAAAACCGCUAAAACCAAACGGGAUAAAGCUGGAGAAGUUUGUGUUUGAUGUGUUCCAGUUCUCUAAGAAUUUUGUGGCAUUUGAAGUUUUGAGAGAAGAGGAGUUCUCGCCACUAAAAAACGCAGACACAGCUGACAAGGACACUCCUACCACCGCUCGGCAAGCCCUCCUGGCCCAGCAUUACCGCUGGGCUCUCAGGGCCGGGGCCACAUUUCUGGAUGAAAAUGGUUGCAGGAUACCAGAGAAACUCAGUCUCUCAGGAACUGAAGAUCCUCCAGCUGUGUGCGAGAUUUCUCCAUUAGUGUCUUACUUUGGAGAGGGGCUGGAGGUGCACAUGAAGAACAAAGACUUCCCUUCUCCCUUUGUGCUCGAUGAAAACAAAGCGGGAAUCCUAGGAAAUUCUUGAAAAGGAGGGAGGCCUUUCCCCCCUAAAUCAGAUAUCCGUCUGUCAGAUCCUCUCUAAGAACUGACGUUACUCCAAUGUCAGCUAUGAAGUGUGUUAUAAAAAACCAAACCUGCUUUGCAAUAUGAGAUCGAUACCAAAUCCCCGCAGCAGUUGUGUUUACACACACGUGUGCUCAGCAGUUCUGGCUGGUCACUUGGAGGGCUGUGCCUUUUACCUCAAUCUGUUUUGUAGACUUGAAUGCAGAUGAAGAUUAGGACCUUCUGGGUACCAAACAGAUUUUAUAUUUCUUAAUUGCUGUGCAUAUGAAUACAUAAAAGAGCCGGUUAGGGCCUAAUAAAUUAGCUCUGCAUUCGGGAAGGUUAAAUCUCUUCAGUGCCUUGUUAGGUAUCUUGUUUGUGCUGGUGGGAUUGGGGUUUUUUUUGUUUGUAAUUUUGUGCGCACAGCUGAAGAAAUUGUUGGAUCUCUUUCUUCCCUAAUCCCGUGCUGGUUAGAAGAUGGAGUUCAGCAGUUGCAUCGUCUCUCCACAGUGCCGCGGGCAGGGGGCAGGGCUCCCGCUGCGUGUGAGCACCGCUCCGGGUUCGGACUCCACAGCACCACCGGCUAGUUUGCCUGUCCAGGCUGGCUGAUGCCAUUUAUUUUACUGUUCAUUUUUCUGUUUAAUAUAUACCGUAUUCCUCAAAGGGGACUCUCUUAAAGUACCUGAAAGUACUAAGAGGAACAAAUCCUGAUGGUAGAAUUUAUUGUUUAACCAAAACAA